CUGAUGAUAUGCAGGUUUCAUAAUGUACAACCUGGAUGUUUCUGACCUGUAAAGGACUUAUACGGUUUGGAAGUGAUCAAACACUGGGGGUAGAAAGAGAAACUUAAAAUAAUGUCUCAGCUACUUACCACUCUUCUCCUCUUUUGUCUUCUCCCAUCUGUGGAUCCUUUGUUCUGUUAUACGUGUGUAUUUCCUGCAAUCUCCCCACUGGACUGUCUGAAGUUCCCUACCAGGUGUCCACCAGGUCAGCUGUGCCUUUCUAGCAAAUCUGUUGGAAAGAGAGGUGAUUUUCAGGUCAUCUUGUAUGAAAAGAGCUGUGUUCUUCCUGUAUUUUGUGGCAUUACAGGAGAGAAGUUUGCUAUGGGUGUAAACUUCACUUUUACCAAUGACUGCUGUAACACUCAACUUUGCAACGGUGUCUCAACCAAUUCUGCUUUCUUUGGGCCCAGCACUCUGCUCUCAGUUCUUAUGAUAUUUCUUUAUUUACAGUAAGCUUAACUAAUGAUCUGUAAUGCAGAA
This is a messenger RNA of Myxocyprinus asiaticus (Chinese sucker), 519 nucleotides long. It is a transcript of the gene lypc, whose product is annotated as ly6 domain containing, pigment cell. The transcript is spliced from 3 exons. Bases 112 to 492 code for a protein of 126 amino acids. NCBI's taxonomy places the organism in Eukaryota, Metazoa, Chordata, Actinopteri, Cypriniformes, Catostomidae. The record is from RefSeq and is a predicted model, not a curated record.